UUAGUUAAAACCCAAGAGCUCUCUUGACCUUGAAUGAAAUUGAUUCCACUUCACCCACCUAGCUCGCUCCACAGCUGCUGCCUGUCUCUCUCUGUUCCUGUCUGGUGUGGGAUUUGGGUUCCAUGUUCCGCCGCCUAGUAUUGGAAGUGGACGAAUGAGCGGGGUUUCCCCCGGCUCGCGUGUCUUUUUUUUUAAAUAAUCCGGUUUUCACUUCCAUCUGGUGGAUCACUUGUGGAACUAACUUGUGCGAAAAUGAAGUGUUUAUUCCGAGCUUCAAAAGGCUGCUAUCCUGAGUCCGAAUGGGUUGCAAAAUCGAUCGAAUUAUGUAACAGUGUGUUUGAACUGAAGGAUUGCAUAAAAAGUGAAUAUGGAAGCAAGUCUGUUAAAUAUUGGAAUUUUCAAGUAAUCACGUCAGAUAAUAUGCACUUUCUUUACUGAUCAAUGUUAUCUGGAGGAAUCACACUUGGAAUCUAGUUUGGCAGGAUUACUGCAAGUUUUUUGCCACCUUAAGAUUUUACAUUAAGGAUUUUCAAACAUGGAUGAUAUGAAUAAUACAGUGAAGUAUCUCCCAAGAAAAGCAAUUGAUGAUCAUGAUGAAGGGCAGUUUGGUUGCACGCUCGUGGAGCUUCGUGAUCUUAUGGAACUGCGAUCGAUGGAGGCUGUGCAAAAAAUAGAAGAGUGUUAUGGAGAUGUCGAAGGACUUUGCACACGGUUGAAAACUUCACCUGUAGAAGGAUUAUCUGGAAAUCCAGUGGAUCUCGAAAGAAGGCAUCAUGUUUUUGGAGAGAACUCUAUACCCCCCAAAAAAGCAAAAACAUUUAUUCAGUUAGUAUGGGAAGCACUUCAAGAUGUUACCUUAAUUAUUUUAGAGAUUGCAGCCCUAAUAUCACUUGGCCUUUCUUUCUAUAAACCUCCAGGGGGAGAUGAUGAAGUAUGUGGUACAGUAACAGGUGGUGAAGAUGAAGGUGAAUCAGAAGCUGGUUGGAUCGAAGGCGUUGCUAUUCUUGUUUCAGUUAUAUGUGUGGUACUAGUUACAGCUUUCAAUGACUGGAGUAAAGAGAAACAAUUCAGAGGUCUACAAAAUCGGAUUGAACAAGAGCAGAAAUUCACUGUGAUAAGAGGUGGCCAGGUUAUCCAGAUUCCUGUGGCAGAAUUGGUGGUUGGUGACAUUGCACAAGUUAAAUAUGGUGACCUUCUACCUGCUGACGGUGUGCUUAUUCAUGGAAAUGACCUGAAGAUUGAUGAAAGUUCCCUGACAGGGGAGUCUGAUCAUGUGAAAAAAGGCCAAGGAAGAGAUCCACUACUUUUGUCUGGUACCCAUGUUAUGGAAGGUUCUGGAAGAAUGGUGGUCACGGCUGUUGGUGUAAACUCUCAAACUGGAAUCAUCUUCACCUUGCUUGGAUCUGGAGAGGAAGAGGAGAAAAAAAACAAAAAGCAAGAUGGAGCUGUGGAAAAUCGAAACAAAGCUAAAGCUCAAGAUGGAGCAGCUAUGGAAAUGCAGCCAUUGAAAAGUGAUGAAGCAGCUGAUGAUGCAACUGAGAAAAAGAAAACAAAUGUGCCUAAAAAAGAGAAGUCUGUGCUCCAAGGGAAGCUCACAAAAUUAGCAGUUCAAAUUGGUAAAGCAGGAUUGGUGAUGUCUGCUAUUACAGUUAUCAUUCUUAUUCUUUAUUUUGUGAUUGAUACGUUCUGGGUCCAGCAACGUCCUUGGUUAACUGAAUGUACUCCAAUUUACAUUCAGUAUUUUGUUAAAUUUUUCAUCGUUGGUGUGACUGUCUUGGUCGUGGCAGUACCAGAAGGUCUCCCACUUGCAGUCACAAUCUCUUUGGCUUAUUCUGUGAAGAAAAUGAUGAAAGAUAAUAACUUGGUCAGACAUUUGGAUGCCUGCGAAACAAUGGGGAAUGCAACGGCUAUAUGUUCGGACAAAACUGGUACCCUCACAAUGAACAGGAUGACUGUUGUUCAAGCAUAUUUAGCAGACCGGCACUACAAGAUGAUUCCAGAUCCGGAGUCCAUUCCUGACAAUAUUAUGGACAGACUUGUUGCUGGGGUAGCUGUAAACUCUGCAUACACUACAAAGAUACUGCCUCCUGAGAAAGAAGGUGGCUUGCCACGUCAUGUUGGCAAUAAGACGGAAUGUGCCUUGCUGGGAUUUAUCUUGGCUUUGAAGAAAGACUACCAGGCAAUACGGAAUGAAAUUCCAGAAGAGAAACUAUUCAAGGUCUAUACCUUCAACUCUGCAAGAAAAUCUAUGAGCACAGUUCUGAAGAACCCUGAUGGUAGCUUCCGAAUGUUUAGCAAGGGUGCCUCUGAGAUUGUUCUCAAAAAGUGUUCCAAAAUUUUAAACUCUAAGGGAGAGGUCAAAGAUUUGAAGAUUAGAGAUCGUGACGAUUUAGUAAAGAAAGUAAUAGAACCAAUGGCUUCUGAGGGACUGCGUACCAUCUGCAUGGCCUUCAGAGAAUUUGAAGUUGAUUCUGAUGUGGAUUGGGAUAAUGAAAAUGAUGUACUUUCUGAUCUCACCUGUAUAGCUGUAGUUGGUAUUGAAGAUCCUGUGAGACCAGAGGUUCCUGAGGCCAUUAAGAAAUGCCAGCGUGCUGGUAUCACGGUCCGUAUGGUCACUGGUGACAACAUUAACACUGCUCGAGCAAUCGCUACAAAGUGUGGUAUUUUACAAGCUGGUGAUGACUUUCUGUGUUUGGAGGGUAAACAGUUCAACAAACGUAUUCGCAAUGCAAAAGGCGAGAUUGAGCAAGAACGUAUAGACAAGAUCUGGCCCAGGCUCCGUGUCCUUGCAAGAUCUUCGCCUACUGAUAAGCACACUUUAGUCAAAGGCAUUAUUGACAGCACAGUGUUAGAACGCAAACAGGUUGUUGCAGUCACAGGAGAUGGUACUAAUGAUGGCCCUGCACUGAAGAAAGCUGAUGUUGGAUUUGCUAUGGGUAUUGCUGGAACAGAUGUAGCCAAAGAAGCCUCUGAUAUAAUCCUAACCGAUGAUAAUUUCACAAGCAUUGUUAAAGCAGUUAUGUGGGGCAGAAAUGUGUACGACAGUAUUUCAAAAUUUCUCCAGUUCCAGCUUACGGUCAAUGUCGUGGCAGUGAUUGUGGCAUUCACUGGUGCAUGUAUCACACAGGAUUCUCCGUUGAAGGCUGUGCAAAUGCUUUGGGUAAACUUGAUCAUGGACACGUUUGCAUCGCUUGCUUUAGCCACUGAACCACCCACAGAAGCACUCCUGCUACGAAAGCCUUAUGGCAGAAAUAAACCGCUAAUUUCUCGCACUAUGAUGAAGAAUAUCUUGGGUCACGCUGUCUACCAACUUGUCGUUGUUUUUACACUCUUGUUUGCUGGUGAAAAAAUAUUUGACAUUGACAGUGGACGAAAUGCUCCUCUUCACUCUCCCCCUUCAGAGCACUACACAAUUGUAUUUAAUACAUUUGUCAUGAUGCAGUUAUUUAAUGAAGUGAAUGCUCGAAAAAUUCAUGGUGAAAGAAAUGUUUUUGAUGGAAUUUUCAACAAUAUAAUAUUUUGUACAAUUGUAUUGGGAACAUUUAUUGUACAGAUCAUUAUUGUUCAAUUUGGUGGGAAGCCAUUUAGCUGUACUAAGCUAACAGCAGAUCAAUGGUUAUGGUGCAUUUUUCUUGGAAUGGGAACACUAAUAUGGGGACAGAUGAUUGCUACAAUUCCAACAAGUCAGUUAACAUUUCUCAAAGAAGCUGGACUUGGCACACAAAAGGAAGAGAUACCAGAGGAUGAGUUGGAAGAAGAUAUUGAAGAAAUUGACCAUGCAGAGAGAGAAUUACGUCAUGGUCAGAUCUUGUGGUUCAGAGGUCUUAACAGAAUACAGACUCAGCUCAGAGUGGUGAAUGCAUUCCGUAGUUCCUUGUAUGAAGGAUUAGAGAAACCAGAAUCUCGCAGCUCAAUCCACAACUUUAUGACGCAUCCAGAAUUUAGAAUAGAAGAUUCUGACACUCACAUCCCUCUAAUUGAUGAAAGUGGUGAUGAAGAAGCACCAACAAAACGUGAUACCUCACCUGGAUUAUCUCUCAAUGAAAACAACAAUGCUGUUGACAGUGGGAUCCAUCUUACAAUCAACACAAGCAAGUCUGCUACCUCUUCAACCCCAGGAAGCCCACUACAUAGUCUGGAAACGUCUCUCUAGUGUAAGCAGAAUGUUAACAGACUAGAUCUAGUGAGCUACAAGAAAAGAAAAUUGGGUCUUUUUACACUGUGUGAUUGACAAGAUAUUCUUGUCUUGGACUUCAACAGAAGACACACCAAGAAUGUAGAUACUUAAGCUUUCUGCCAGACUAAGGGUGCUUUUGGAACUCCAAGUGACACACCAACCUGGUAUAAAAAUGACUUGCUUUGAGGAUUUGUUCUGUAACAGAGGAUGAAAAAUCAACUUGUAAGAAUUGUCCUGAGCAGUGUGUUAGCUGAACUUUUAGUUUUUCUUGAUUUUUCUGGAUGGUGUUUUUCGGGCCCUGCCUCAUUGAUACUUUAAUUUCUGCUACUUGGCUGUUAAUAUUUUUGAAUUAUUUAUGUUUUAAAUGACGCAGUUCUGUUUACAAGGUUUGUAGAUACUUCUGUUUGUAGGUAGGUGGCUUCCUGACACACGAUGCAGAGAAACUAAUCCUUCAAAUACUACUGGUAUUUUCAGGAAAAAGGGUGUUUCAAUUGAAACUGUACUAAAUAUGCCUGUGAUUUACUUGUUAAAUAUUGUAGAUAAAAAGCAUAACUUGUAGCCAAAUAGAUAACACUACUAACAUACAAUACUUAAGCAUUGUUUUAUGGUCCCUUUCCCAAUGAAGCCCCUAAAUACUUGCACAGAUUUUUCAAUGAUUGUUUCAGAAUUUAGUUUCUCAGUUUCUGGGAAAUGAACUGCAAAGAUUUUCUCUACACAAAUGAGUAUGGGUGAAAUGUUCAGUGGAAGAAAACAGCCAUGUAUAAUGAGAUUCUUCAGAGUAUUUGUCAACUCAUCAAAUGGAUUAAAUCAAAUGCAUCAUAA
Messenger RNA from Hemiscyllium ocellatum (epaulette shark), 4999 nucleotides. RefSeq names its product plasma membrane calcium-transporting ATPase 1-like. Gene Ontology annotation, molecular function: ATP hydrolysis activity; P-type calcium transporter activity; PDZ domain binding. Gene Ontology annotation, cellular component: membrane; intracellular membrane-bounded organelle. Lineage: Eukaryota; Metazoa; Chordata; Chondrichthyes; Orectolobiformes; Hemiscylliidae. The coding region runs from base 536 to 4153 and encodes 1205 amino acids. The transcript has 21 exons. Gene Ontology annotation, biological process: regulation of cytosolic calcium ion concentration; calcium ion transmembrane transport. The record is from RefSeq and is a predicted model, not a curated record.